Manihot esculenta (cassava) is the source of this 1578-nucleotide messenger RNA. RefSeq lists its product as uncharacterized. The record is from RefSeq and is a predicted model, not a curated record. The transcript is spliced from 2 exons. NCBI's taxonomy places the organism in Eukaryota, Viridiplantae, Streptophyta, Magnoliopsida, Malpighiales, Euphorbiaceae. The coding region runs from base 170 to 1363 and encodes 397 amino acids.
GACCAAAACCGAGCCGGUAGCCAAACAUGCCGUAAUAAACCCCUUAAACCCUGCGCACAAAAUUGCAGCUUCAAGUCUUCAACCGAUCGCUGCUGCGCUUCGCUUUCCUUCUCUCAUUUGGCGCUGCUCUAACGGUUCAGAUUUUUGGCUCUUUUUUGCACUCUUUGCCAUGUCUUUGCUUGAGGUGAUCAGAAAUGCUUCAGCCAAUACUGACAAAGUUGCAUCACAGUCUGAAUACCCAAUAAUCCUAAACGCAGAUGAUGUUUUCCUCAAUUUGAAGCCACAGCUUGAAACUGUAGACCCUACCUCACUUGCUAAUCCUGUUACUGGGUGGCAACUCUCGCAAGGUGAUACUCAACUCAUUGAAUCAGGCAAGAAAUUCUAUACUAAGCUCAAACGAAAGCUCAAAGACACUACUAAUUUCAGUAAAGGUGAAUUUGUUGAAAUUUUGAAUCUGUUUCUUGAGAAAAUUGCGGAGAAGUUUGGGAUUUCUGCUGGAGUUGAUACCUCAGAUAAUGGCUAUACCCAGGUCUUGGUUGAAAAGACGGGGUUUUUGAUGGGUCGUGAUGUGGCGGGAUUGGUUUUGGAGGCCUGUGUUAGGUUGGAGAUUUGGUACUUGGUGGAGACUUUGAUUGUUAAAGGAAUUAUUGACCAUUCAUGUUAUUCAAAUUUGGUAACAAGUCUUGUAGUAAAAAAGAGGUCUGAUUUGCUGUGUUUGAUUAUCAAACAUGCUCCAGAUCUUGGAUUGACCGAGUUGCUAUGCAUUUUGAAAUAUUUUCUUUGUCCAUCAAAAGACGCCUAUAGUAGUAUGGUGAAUGUCAGGAAGGAGUGGGAGAGCCAGGCGUUGUUAGCUAUUGAAAAGGUGAAGGACAAGAAACUCUCAGACAAGAAAUCACACGUAGCUAAGGAGGCUUCAAUUUUGCUUAUGCUUGCCCAUGAUGGUUUCUCAACAUCUGAGCUUUGUUUGCAUUAUUUGCUGGCCUCACCAAAUGUUGAUGAAGUUAUAUUAUCAGCUUCAAUAGGUAAAUUGAAUGUUAAAGAGAUGAUGAAUUUAAUUAGGUAUCUUGGGAAGUGGUUAAAAAAGUAUGAAAUGUUUCCUCAGGCAGUUCCAUGCCCUAAGGCUUCAUCUGUGCUGGGCUUGAAAGCUUGUGAUUGGGUUCCCAAACUUGAAGAUAUUGUUAAAUUUCUGGAGUUGGUGCUGGAUGAAAACUUCUCUUCCCUGGUGUUGCAUCCAGAGUUUCAUGAAGAGCUGAAAUCAAUUGAGACAUUGGUUGGUCCUCUGGCUUUAGAAGCCAAAUUAUGUUGCUCUGUGGCAAAUGUGAUUGAGAAUUUGAAAACUGAAGCUGAAGGUGAACAGAGUUAGCUGUUAUCAAUGGGGUUUCUCUGAUCCGUAAUUUAUGUUUUAGUAUUUGGCCUAGUCUAUUAUCUUGUUUAACCCCUUGAUUUAUAUGUAAUUUCUAUUACAAAAUUUGCAUUGGUCGCUAGAAUCAGUUUGUUCAGAUGUGUCAACUUCUACACAUUUUUUCGUUUCAUUUUAGAGUUUGACAUAGUGUUUCUCUGUACACUAAAUUUUCUUCU